Molecule: messenger RNA, 4827 nt
Organism: Arvicanthis niloticus (Nile rat)
Lineage: Eukaryota; Metazoa; Chordata; Mammalia; Rodentia; Muridae
Source: RefSeq, a predicted model, not a curated record
UGGUAAGCGGGUGGCGUCUAGGGCUCUCCGGCUCCUGUACUCCGCUGGCGGUGUAGCAGAGGCUUACAGAGCCGCUGGGCCUGGCAGGUUCAGGUUCAUCCCUCCCUGUCAUCUGAUGAUCGAUCCUGACGCCAAGUGCCUGACGCCACCAUUGUUUCUCAAGUCACAUACCAGGGGCUGCGAUGGACCUAGUUCUCAGUGCCGCCGAUUACUACUUCUUCACGCCGUAUGUAUAUCCAGCCACGUGGCCCGAGGACAACAUUAUCCGACAAACUAUUAGUCUCCUGAUUGUCACAAACCUGGGUGCCUACAUCCUCUAUUUCGUCUGUGCAACCCUCAGCUAUUAUUUUGUCUAUGAUCAUUCAUUAAUGAAACAUCCACAGUUUUUAAAGAAUCAGGUCUCUCGAGAGAUCGUGUUCACUGUCAAGUCUUUGCCAUGGAUCAGCAUUCCCACGGUGUCAUUGUUCCUGCUGGAGCUGAGGGGUUACAGCAAGCUCUACGAUGACAUAGGAGACUUUCCACAUGGCUGGAUUCAUCUCAUCAUCAGCGUGAUAUCCUUCCUCUUUUUCACGGACAUGUUGAUCUACUGGAUUCAUAGGGGUCUGCACCACAGACUGGUCUACAAGCGCAUACAUAAACCUCAUCAUAUCUGGAAGAUUCCCACGCCGUUUGCAAGUCAUGCUUUUCACCCUGUGGACGGCUUCCUUCAGAGUCUGCCUUACCAUAUAUACCCCUUUGUCUUUCCACUGCACAAGGUGGUCUACUUAGGUUUAUAUGUCUUGGUCAAUGUCUGGACAAUUUCUAUUCAUGAUGGUGAUUUCCGGGUUCCCCAGAUCUUAAGGCCCUUUAUUAACGGGUCAGCUCAUCACACAGACCACCACAUGUUCUUUGACUAUAACUAUGGACAGUAUUUCACAUUGUGGGAUAGAAUUGGAGGCUCAUUUAAACAUCCUUCCUCUUUUGAAGGGAAAGGACCGCAUAGUUAUGUGAAGAACAUGACAGAAAAAGAAUCCAGCAGCCUUGCAGAAAACGGCUGUAAAAGCAACAAAUUAUGCAAUGUAGAGUUUACGAAGAACAAGUAGAUUAUUUCCCCAAUUAUUAACUAUUUUAAAUAAGAAAAUAAUCUACACACAGUCAAGAUACGUAGCAGAUAAGUGGUGUCAUCUGAGUGUCAGCAUUGCUUGAGUGUCGUGCUGAGGAGUGGUCCUGACGGUAAACAGCAGGAAGAUACUGGGAGCAUCGUAAUCUCUUGGUUAAUUGAUCCAGGGGCAACUUGUGUCUUUCGAGCCAGCUGAUCUGCAGCCUGUACAGCCCCGACAACACCUUUAAAUACGGUAGAAAAUACGCUACUGAAGAGACUGGUCAGGGUUCUUUUGCCUUAACCCACUCAUAUUCAUUAAGGAAAACAAUAUCCAUUGUGCUUAACAAUACUGAGACCGGCCAGGAAACCCUAACGUGAAGAUGCCCCUGUCCCAGGAGCGGCUGCCUCUGCAGCAGUGCUGGGGACUUGCAGGACUUCAUUCAAAUAGGAAUAUCAGUCCAAGCAGGCUGAUACGUGAGUGGCAAUGUAUAUGAUUUACUUAAUGGCUGGUGUAAUGAGAUAGUAUUUUCUUCCUAUACAUAGGCAUCUUACUCUCUGGGGCAUUAUCAGAUAUUAAUCAUGAAUAAAUAAAUAAAUGGUAAUUUUUUUAAAUGUCAGCUCUUCCACAACUCAGUGCAGAUAGGAGAUUAUUUAACCCAAGAUCUUGGUGAAUGUCAUUUUUUUUUGUUUGUUUGUUUGUUUUUUGGUUUUUUUUUUUUUUGGUUUUUUUUGUUUUUUAGGCAGGCUUUCUCUGUGUAGCGCUGGCUGUUCAGGAACUCUGUAGACUGGGCUGGCCUCAAACUCAGAGAUCUACCCACCCCUGCCGUGAUCGAAGGUGUGCACCACCACCGCCCAGCUUGAUGUGUGUCAUUUAAAACCACUGUUUAAUACCCUACAGACAUGAGUCUGGAUAAUUCCAGAUAUAAACUAGUGGCACCCAGGUGACAUCGUCUUUAAUAAAGUGGACACACUGUAUUUUUGAUGUAUUUCUCAGUUACGAAGCUGACUUUUUUUUAAUGAAGGGAAUAAUUGCCAAGUAGUUAAGUCUACCUGAGACACUUUUAAACCUCAUCUUCCAUUUCUUUUCUCUCUUCCCACUGCCUCUGCAGAAAAUAAUGAAGAAAGGUGGAUGUUGUAAGCUAAGUAUAUUUGCCAGGGGAGAAGAUAUGUUUUUAUAAAGUUAUUCUAGUGGCUAUUUAUGCAAAAAAAAAACAAUAAAAGUUGAUCAUGACUGCUAUCAUCCACUUAAAUGUUAUAACACAAAACUCCAGAUGCUUAGAGUCACACUGCGCUGCAUGUCCGUCACUGCAACCGCCUCUUUCUCAUUUGUUAGUGGACUUUAUCAAGUGCUCUGAGGAAGUGGAAACGAGAAGUUAAGAGGUUCUAUGUCAGGAUCUAGACUUCCUUUUUCCUGGAUAUACAACCCACCAGAACCCUGGACUCUGAACACAUCAGCAUCACUAAGACACAGACUGACUAGGAUGUUAGAUGAAUCUGACACCUAGCUCUUAGCAGUGUACUGUGCAUACAAACGGAUCCGUAAGAUAUACUGUUUGAUACUACAUCAAGAAAUGGCACACAUACAUACAUACAUACAUACAUACACACACACACCCCAAACAGGACAUCUCCAUCACCCCUAACCCCCAAGGAAGGAAAGCAGAGGCCAGGGAAGAUGCUGCAAGACUCUGGACAUGAGGGGCCUUGGUGCUUGUGAACUCACUGUAGCUGUGGCUGCCAGCAUAUGAUGCAACCAGUCAGCAUCCCAGCGUGGAUAGGGUGAUGGAUGGGGUAAGGGGCUCAGAGCGUCCCACCUCUAGCUGGGAGCUUCUGACAGUCGAUGAUUGCAAGGGAGGGCAAAGUCUGUUGGCAGUGGUCCAGUCUCUGAGUUGCUUUUGCACCAUUGGAUUUCCUCCCAGGCCAGGGCCUGCUCUGAUUGGACUCUGGCCUAUAAAGGAAAAGAAGAUAGAAAAAUUGGAGAGGGGUGAGGAGGGGUCUGGGAAAAGUUGGGCAUCAGAAAGGUAGAGUGGAUCUGAUCAAAAUGCUGUGUGUGUGUGUGUGUGUGUGUGUGUGUGUGUGUGUGUGUGUGUGUGUGUUUAAGAAUAGCAGCCUCACCAUAGGAGUCCCUAAGAGCCUUGGAGUGAGUCAGAGCAGGUGCCCUGUACUCUCCCUCCCACGGGGAUGAGUCACUACUGCCCAGUAGGAUCAAGCACAGAGAAGCUUGUCUCCUGUCUUCUGGGUUCCAUGAUGAUUAUGGUCAGUCUUCUGCUAGGCCCUCAAUAGGAGUACGGUGAAGGGGCCUGCUUUCCCUUCAUACUGGAGGGUGAAAAACAUUGUGAUAAGUUACAGAAAUACGUAGCUAGAAUCGAAAACAAGUCACUGCCCACUGUGAAUUGUUUCUAAUAGCUUUAAUUUGCUAAUAUUUUUUUUGUUGCUGUAGCUUUCUUUUUAAAAAUGUGUCAUAAACCAGUCUAGAGUAAAAUUGAGAGACAAAAUAGAAGCCCACCUUCACCCUAAAAUAGAAUAAACUUCUUAAGAAGGACAGGACGUAUAUAACCCACAUUUUACUAGGAUUUGGUAUAGGAAGAAAAAUAUUCAUAAAAACUUGUUUUAAUAAGUAUUUGCUUUGUGAAGAUACAGUGAAGAUAAUUGUUCAGGGCCAGGAUGUAGCCUAAUGGUGGGGUAUGUGCAUGGCAUGUGUCAGGCCCUCAGAGCCAUCCCCAGCCUGACAAAAAUGUUUUCUUCCUAAUCUCUAAAGUCAAAUUGAAGGCUUCUAUUAGUUGUAAGUACAAUAGAGUUUAAAAAAAAAUUAUAUUUCGUUUUUUUUUUUUUUUUUUUAACAGUGACCUCCUAAGUUGGGCCUAUAAAAUCCUUGUAAUGAACUUGUAACCAUUCGCCUUCUAUAAUGAGGUUUUCUUAAAUUUGGUAAGAGACUUCACAUUUGAUUCAGCCCCCUGGUCAGACUUGUGCUUGAGUGCCUGGAGAGCCUCCCAUCCCUCAGAGAUAACACCUGACAUGGGAUGCUAUCAGAAAUUAGUCAUCCGUCUGGCAGCCCUUCCUCGGAGCUAGUUUAUCUCGCCGCUUUUUUUACUCUCCAUCCUCUCUGGCUGUCUCUUGGACUAUUAUGAUUUUACUCAGCCAUUCAUUGGAUGAAAAUUUGACCCUUAACGUGCUGCUAAAGAAACAGGUAGAAACUUAGCGCACAUCUAUCUAUUAAGGCUGGCACUGGAUCAGUGGCUCUCGUCUUCUGCUCGGGCUGUCUGGUUGCUUUCAUAGGAUUAAACGAGCCUGUCUGAACUGUACAAUUCAGCCAUGACGUUUCUGUACCAGUGCCAACAUCACUCCCAGUCAAGACAGAACAGAUCCUUCACCAGCGCAUGCACUGGCUCCCUCUGCAGUCAGUGGGUCACCCUCUACCUUCAACAUACACCCCAGGUAGUCACUCAUCUACUCUGUCCCUGGGGAUUAAUCUUGUCUGUUCUGUUGUUUCAUUUAAGUUGAAUCAAGAUGACAUAUACUCUCCGUGUUGAAGUUUUAUUUUUAGCUUAACAUGUUUUGACAUGUGUGCUGUUACUGAGCAAUAGCUUGUUCCUUUUUAUUGGUGAGUAGUAUUCCUAUUAUGAUAUACUUAUUAUAAUAAGUAAUAUAUGACUAUUAGCCAACCUGUGUAUCUGUUGAUAGAUAUUUGGGUUAUUUCCAGCGUGGGAAUAUUUUGAAUAAAGCUACUACAGACAUUUGUGAACAAA